GCUGUCCAGCAUGUGUUUGUAUUGGCAUUGUUGUUGACAUGUGGUGAACAGGGAAAAUCAUUCCUACCUUCAUCGAUUGGCAUUCGGAUAGAGGCUCACCCAAAGCUCCUCAGGCCCCGUCCCCUGACCUAUUCGGGGCGGACCCUCAUUCUCCUCACCCUCCCCACCCCGUUCACCAUCAUGUCGGAUCAAGAUUUCAUCACCACCGAUGAGGACGAUUAUCUGGACGUGGAAGACAACAGUCUGCCCGAGAAUCCCGAGGAUUUCCCGCCCCCCGCUCGUCAGACCACCGCCCCGCUGGACAACGAUGACUAUCUGGGUUCCGGCGGGUUCGAGUUGCCUUUCAACGCCGAGGAUGGCGUCAUCGCCCACCUCAUCGACAUCCGAGAGCCGCUCUACAACUUUAAGACCGCCCUCGAGAAACGCCUGGGCCUGGGUUUGCGGGACUACGAUUUCUGGCUCCAAGAUACCCAAAGACUGCCCGAAAACACCACCUUGGUCGAGCAGUGCGUCCAAGGUGAGGGCCUGGUCCAGAUCAAUGUCGAGAUCAAGACGGAUCCCGAAACGGAUCUCAAGAAGAUCAACAUCGUGGACGUGCUCAAACCUGCUGAUGAAGUCAUCGCCGAGGCCACGCGCAAUCAUCGAUUGGCCCAGACUGCGGCAGCUACCGCCUCUGCCUCGGCCACCGCCCGUACUCGCCUGGCCUCGGUGGCCAGCCCGUUAUCGCCCGAAGAUGAUUGGGAGAGCUCGGCCGGGAAACUCAUGGAUGCGGCCUUGGGCUCGGAAGAAUUGGAGGAUAGCCCGUUGUCGCCGUUGAAGAGUCCCACUGGGUACGAUGACCACGCCGCUUCCGGACAGGGACCCUUCACCCGUUGGGUGGUGUGCUCGGCCUUCCGCAAAGAGCAAGAACGGCUCAAUAUCCCGACCGAUCCCAUGGAUUGGCAACGGGCCCAUGUCUCACAUUGGAUCCAGUGGGCCCAGGCCCAAUUCCCUAACGCCUCCAUCGAUAGCGACGAUUGGCGAUUGGACGGUCGACAGUUGUGUAGUCUGUCCCAGGACGAAUUCAAACGCAAAGUGCCCUUGGACCCGUCCGACAUGAUGUGGACCCACGUGGAACUGUUGCGCAAGUGUAAAUUCGUGGCCGUCAUUCAGAAAUCGCCGCACGCCGAGAAUGCCUCCACCAAAGAAAACCACGCCUCCGCCGGCGCCGCCGCGGCCCACCUCCUCGAACCCGGAUUAGGGUCCAAUGGCGCUCUGGGUUCUCAGAUGCCUCGCAAGACCCACAAGAAACCACCGGUCCGAUUAGGAACGGCCAAGUUCACGGUCAUGUCCGAGUCCGCCCUGGGCAACCGAACGGGCAACAACGGCCAAGUCCAAUUGUGGCAAUUCCUCCUCGAACUCCUGACCGAGAAGAAUCAUCGGGAAGCCAUCCAUUGGAUCGGCGAGGACGGCGAGUUCAAGCUGGAGAACCCCGAGAUCGUGGCCCAAUUGUGGGGCACGCGCAAGAACAAGCCCAGUAUGAACUACGAGAAACUAAGUCGGGCUCUGCGGUAUUAUUACGAUGGCGAUAUGAUCAGCAAAGUUCAAGGCAAACGCUUCGUGUACAAAUUCGUGUGUGACCUCAAACAACUGAUCGGCUAUUCCGCGGCCGAACUCAAUCGACUCGUGUCGGAAGCCGAAAUGCGCUCUUCGCUCAAUACCAAUCACAACCGACUUGUCAUGUGAAUCAACGCCAACGACCAUCAGUUUAUUAAUCACCAUCCUAUGUUCACUCAGCUAAGAGGAACAAAAAAAAAUAUAGGUAUAUAUAAAAAGAUAUAUUCAUAAUCAUAAUAAAGAGACCCGAAUCAAGGACCCGAAAACUCA
Tigriopus californicus is the source of this 1866-nucleotide messenger RNA. RefSeq names its product DNA-binding protein Ets97D-like. Lineage: Eukaryota; Metazoa; Arthropoda; Copepoda; Harpacticoida; Harpacticidae. Gene Ontology annotation, biological process: regulation of transcription by RNA polymerase II; cell differentiation. The record is from RefSeq and is a predicted model, not a curated record. Bases 181 to 1725 code for a protein of 514 amino acids. The transcript has a single exon. Gene Ontology annotation, cellular component: nucleus. Gene Ontology annotation, molecular function: DNA-binding transcription factor activity, RNA polymerase II-specific; sequence-specific DNA binding.